CAAACUGACAGUAUGGCGGCUGAGUUUUGCUGGGAGGAUGCUGCUGUCGCCUGUGAUGACUGUUCUGCCAUCAGAAUGUAAACGGAAUUACGACUCUAAAGGGAAAGUAAACUGCUAUAAAGGCCUGUCGCCGUGAUCUCAAGGAUGGCCAGGCUCGCUGAUUACUUUGUGGUGGUCGGAUAUGAUCUCGAAAAGAGAGGGGGCGGGGAGGGUCAGGGCCGUAUCCUCCAGCGUUUCCCAGAGAAGGAUUGGGAGGAUAACCCCUUCCCCCAGGGCAUCGAGCUGUUCUGUCAGCCUAAUGGUUGGCAGUUGGCUCUGGAGCGCCAGCCCCCUUCCUUCUUUGUGGCCGUGCUGACCGACAUCAACUCCGAGAGGCACUACUGCGCCUGCUUCACCUUCUGGGAGGCAGUGGACAACCCACUGCUUGCUAAGGAGGAGGCGAGCGAGGCGGAUGAGGAUGAGGGUCCAGUGGAACCGCUACCAGCUCAGCUCUACGCCCCCAAGAGCGUGGUGGUGGUCUCACGCCUAGACUACACAGAGGUCUUCAGGAACUGUCUGGGUCUGAUCUACACGGUUCAUGUGGACGGCCUUAACGUUCCCUUGGAAACGGUCAUCGGAAACCUCCUCACCUGCACCAUCCCCAUCGCCGGGGGCUCUCAAACGGACGAGUCGUCAGUCUGUAGUUUAGACUUGGCUCCCCUGAGCCUAAGCUGUGACUGGCUACUGGGCUGUUUCCAGCCGGAAGAGGAGGAGAGUGAGGACAGCUCGAGGACCAUCACCUUGGGGGCGGGAGACCGGCAAGUCAUCCAGACGCCAAUCAACGACUCCCUGCCCGUGAGUGGCUGCAGCGUCUCCCAGCUCUUCAGACAGCUCGGCAUAGUGAACGUUCUGUACCUGUUCUGCGCGGCCCUGACGGAGCACAAGAUCCUCUUCCUCUCUAGUAGCUACCAGCGGCUCACGGACGCCUGCAGAGCUCUACUGGCCAUCAUGUUCCCACUCAAAUACAGUUUUACGUAUGUGCCCAUCUUGCCUGGUAAGCUGCUGGAGGUCCUCAGCACCCCCACCCCCUUCAUCAUCGGUGUCAACUCCUUCUUCCGCUCCGAAACGCAAGAACUUUUGGACGUGAUCAUCGCGGAUCUGGAUGGGGGCACGGUGACCAUUCCAGAGUGUGUGCAUAUCUCCCUGCUGCCUGAACCCCUGCUGCAGCACACACAGACGGUCCUCUCCAUGGUUCUGGAUCCUGAGUUAGAGGUGGCAGACCAUGCAUUUCCCCCUUCGUCAAUACAGCCCUCCACACAGAAGAUCCAGGAUAAGGAGAUCCGUGCUGUGUUCCUGUGGCUAUUUGCACAGCUAUUCCAGGGCUACCGCUGGUGUUUACACAUCAUCCGCAUCCACCCCGAGCCUGUCAUACGCUUCCAUAAGGCUGCAUUUCUGGGCCAGCGCUCCCAGACGGAGGAUGACUUCCUGACCAAGGUUUUGGAUGGCAUGGCCUUUGCACGCUUCGUCUCGGAGAGGGGGCCUCCCUACCGGCCCACAGACCUCUUCGACGAUCUGGUAGCCAAUCAGGUGAAGCGUAUCCGUCAGGAGGAGGGCAUGCCACGCAAGGCGCUCAGCCACAUCAAGGAGCUGGCUGAGCAACUCUUCAAAAAUGAGAACCCGUACCCAGCGGUGGCCAUGCAUAAGGUUCAGAGGCCGUCUGAACUGGCCCCCCAGGCUCGGCCCUCGGGGGCCCCCACCCCAGCCUGCUUCCCCCCGCUGGACGAGGUGACGGUGCAGCUGUUCAUCGACCACGCCAAUGCCAAGAUAAAGAACGCACCGCCCAUCGUGCGGCCUGAGCUCAAGAGCAUGGUGCCAUCCGGGCCGCCCCUGGUGGACUUUGUGGACCGUGGGAACGUGUUGGCCAAUAGCGCGCGGCGAUUGGAGGUGGUGCGCAACUGCAUCAACUACAUCUUCGACAACAAGAUGCUGGAGGCCAAGAAGUUGAUGCCAGCCGUGCUGCGAGCGUUGAAGGGUCGGGCGGCGCGCGUGUGUCUGACACAGGAGCUGAAUCAGCACGUGCUGCAGAACCGAGCAGUGCUGGACGACCAGCAGUUUGAUUACAUCGUACGCAUGAUGAACUGCACCCUGCAGGACUGUUCUCAUAUGGAUGAGCAUGGUAUCGCAGCUGCUCUCCUGCCUCUCGUCACUGCCUUCUGCCGAAAACUGGGUGGCGGCAUCACUCAGUUUGCGUACAGCUGUGUGCAGGAGCACAUGGUGUGGACCAACAUGCAGUUCUGGGAAGCCAUGUUCUACAGCGACGUGCAGAAACACAUACGAUCUCUUUACCUGGAGACGGAGGAGGGAGACACAGCCAACACGGAGCAGGAGACGUCGUCGUCGGAGGUGGUGCCGGAGGUGAGCGCGCUGGAGCUGGCGUCGGAGCAGAGUCGUCUGUGGCCCACGCUCUCCAAGGAGCUGCAGCAGGAGCGCGUGCAGAAGGAGGAGAGCACCGUCUUCAGCCAGGCCAUCCACUACGCCAACCGCAUGAGCUACCUGCUGCUGCCCCUCGACACCAGCAAGAACCGCCUGCUCAGGAACACCGGGCUGGGGGAUGGGGAGAGCGUCAGCAACAGCUACCUCACCAACAGCAUUGCGGGCAGCAUGGCUGAGAGCUACGACACUGAGAGUGGCUUCGAGGAUGCGGAGACGUCAGACGUGGCCAACUCAGUGGUGCGAUUCAUCAACCGCUUCGUAGACAAGGUCUGCAACGAGAGCGGAGUCACCAACGAUCACCUCAAGGCCCUGCACACCAUGAUACCAGACAUCGUCCAGAUGCACAUUGAGACUCUGGACGCGGUGCACCGAGAGAGUAAGCGGCUGCCACCCAUCCAAAAGCCCAAGUUGCUGCGUCCCACCUUGUUGCCAGGUGAGGAGCUGGUGAUGGAUGGCAUGCGUGUGCACCUGAUGUCAGACGGGCGCGAGGAGGCCACGGGGCUGAUGGGGGGUCCGCCCCUGCUGCCCGCUGAGGGAGCCAUCUUCCUCACCACCUACAGACUGGUCUUCAAGGGCACGCCCAUAGACCCUCUGGUGGGCGAGCAGAUAGUGACACGUUCGUUCCCGGUGGCAUCACUGACUAAGGAGAAGCGCAUCUCAGUCAGCCUCCCCAUGGACCAGUUCCUACAGGAGGGACUGCAGCUACGAUCGUGCACCUUCCAGCUGAUGAAGGUGGCGUUUGAUGAGGAGGUGGCGUCGGACCUUGCCGAGGUCUUCCGGAAGCAUCUGCAUAAGCUGCGCUACCCGCAGCACGUCCAGGGCACCUUCGCAUUCACCGUGGGCCAGUCGACCAAGCUGGUGGUGGAGCACAAGACCAAGGACAAGAACCAGUCACUCAAGACCUUGUCUAAAAACCUGGUGAAGACGGCCAAGCGCACGAUUGGUCGACAGUACGUGACACGCAAGAAGUACACCCCGCCCACUUGGGAGAGCCGCAGUAGCAUGCCUUCCGAGAUGGACGAGGACGAGAUCUCAGUGUGCGAGGAGCCAGACCAGAGUUCCCUGACUCUGUCGUCGACCAUCCGCUCGUCUGACCGCCAGACCAUGAGUAAUGUGGUGGAGCGGGCCUGUUGCCGCGACUACCAGCGCCUGGGCCUAGGCACGCUCAGUAACAGCCUCACACGCUCCAAGAACGAGCCCUUCAGAAUCUCGACCGUCAACCGCAUGUACACCGUCUGCAGGAGUUACCCGGGCCUGCUGAUCGUUCCCCAGAGUGUUCCGGACUCCACCAUCCAGCGUAUCUCUCGGUGCUACCGGCAGAACCGCUUCCCCGUGGUGUGCUGGAGGAACUCCCGCACCAAAGCAGUGCUGCUGCGCUCAGCUGGCCUGCACGCUAAAGGAGUAGUGGGCUUUUUCAAAUCACCCAACGCCCCCUCUGCAGGUCCGUCGCAGGCGGACUCCACGAGUCUGGAACAAGAGAAGUACCUGCAGGCUAUCGUCAGCUCCAUGCCCUCCUACAGCGAAGCCAGUGGCAGAAACACACUCAGCCACUUCACCUCUGCACACAUGAGCUCAUCAGACUCAAGUGAUAAGUUGCGGCAACCCAAGAUUGGUGCUCUGAUGAAACAGGUGAUGGGUGGCAAAGAGGACAUGCCCGGAACAUUUAGCCGAGGAGCUCUGGGCUCAGCACUGGGCCAGAAGGCGCGGGUGGUCUCUCUGACCCCCCCACGAGUCUCUACCCACCGCACGCCCCGAGGUAAGUGGGGCAGCAUCCGAGGCAGUGGGCGUCUGAGUGCGUACAACCCUGACGUGGGGAACCGGCUGGCGGGCAAGGACUCUCCGCAGCCCAACGGGGGGCCCGCAGACACCUUCUUCAGGCAACACAGGGCCUACCUCUACAUCAUCGGGGACAAGGCCCAGCUCAAGGGUGGUAAGCAGGACUCGUUUCAGCAGUGGGAGCUGGUUCCUAUCGAGGUGUGUGACGUGCGGCAGGUGAAGAACAGCUUCAAGAAGCUGAUGAAAGCCUGCGUGCCCUCCUCGCCCGCCUCCGAGCCCACCAUGACCUUCCACCGCUGCCUGGAGGAGUCCGACUGGAUGGGCCUGUUGCAUCGGGUGCUGCAGGUGUCAGUGUUGGUGGUAGAGCUGCUGGAUCAGGGUUCAUCUGUUAUGGUCAGCCUGGAGGACGGAUGGGACGUCACCACACAGGUGGUGUCACUGGUCCAGCUACUGUCUGACCCCUACUACCGCACGUUCGACGGCUUCCGGCUGCUGGUGGAGAAGGAGUGGCUGUCCUUUGGCCAUCGCUUCAGCCACCGCGGGGGACAGACGCUCGCCAGCCAGGGCUCAGGAUUCACACCCGUAUUCCUCCAGUUCCUCGACUGUGUACACCAGAUCCAUCUUCAGUUCCCCAUGGAGUUUGAGUUCAGCCAGUUCUACCUGAAGUUCCUGGCCUACCACUACGUCUCCAACCGAUUCCGCACGUUCCUACUCGACUCAGACUACGAGCGCAUAGAGCUUGGCGUGUUGUACGAGGAGAAAGGGGAGCGUAAGAAUCCUCAGGUGUGUAAGUCCGUGUGGGACUACAUUGACCGGCUCCACAAGAAGACCCCCGUAUUCUACAACUACAUGUUCGCCCCUGAGGACGAGGAGGUGUUGAAGCCGUACAGCUACGUGUCAAACCUGAAGGUGUGGGACCUGUACACGGAGGAAACGCUGGCGGAGGGCCCGUCCUUCGACUGGGAGCUGGCGCGCAGCACGCGGCAGGAACGCGUCUCGGAGGAGAGCAGCAGCGGCAGCAGCGACCGGCCAGACACCUCCAGCAGCGCGCCCACGCCCAAAUCCCACCGACGCAUCGUCUGGCCCUGCUACGACAACUGCAGCAGAACACUGCCUGACGCCAUCACCAAGCUGCUGCAGGAGGUGCAGGCUCUGGAGUGUGAGCUGGGCCAGGUGUCUGAGAAGUGGAAGGAGACCUGGGACAAGAUCAAGACCACGCAGAGGACCGAGACCAAGCUGGAGAGCAGGCACUCCUUCUCCAGCUCGCUGCUGAUGUCUUCCAACUUGAGUCACCAGCGCCGCUCCCAGGGGGUGUACCUGCAGGAGAGCGGGGUGGGCUCCUCCAUCAACCUCAACCAGGACUUCGAGGUCUCUGCAGGCUCCACGCCCCACGCCACAGGCAGGACCAGCACCAGCACCCUCUACUCGCAGUUUCAGAGCACCGAGAGCGAAAACAGGAGUUAUGAGGGUAUCCUGUAUAAGAAGGGGGCUCUGCUGAAGCCUUGGAAGCCACGAUGGUUCGUCCUGGACAAGACCAAGCACCAGUUGCGCUACUACGAGUCUCGGAAGGAUAAGGAGUGUAAGGGCGUGAUUGAGCUGGCGGAGGUCGAGGCUGUCAACACAGGCGUGCCCAGCAUGGGGGCGCCAAAACACAUCGAUGAGAAAGCCUUCUUCGACCUGAAGACGACCAAGCGUGUGUAUAACUUCUGUGCAGAGGACAGCCAGAACGCCCAGCUGUGGAUGGACAGUGUGCAGAGCUGCCUCUCCGACGCCUAAAGCAACUACCAGGGGAGAGAGAGCAGAAGAGAGGAGAGGAGAAGAGAAGAAGGCCUUCAAGCAAACUAACUAAUGACCAACAAAAGCUUUCAGCCACAAUGUCUCACAGCCCUCUAAACCCUAUGGGAGGUGAAGUAGCCUCUUGACGGACAGCUGCGUGGGGCCAAUCAUACGAGUCUACGCCCCCCUCACCCCUGAAUUCCCCUCCCGCCCCUUCUGUAAUCUGAUUGGAUGGACAGACUGACUGACUGAUGAGGUGGCGGUGGCUGGAGGGGCCUUUGCGCCCAAAAUGUGGUGUUGUUUCCCUUGUCGAACUUUUGAUGAUGUCACAUCACCAUGUCUCAGUGUUGAUUUUUUUUUUAAAGAAAGAAAAAAUGACUUUACAAAAAAAAAAAAAUAUGAAAAAGCCCCCCCAUGAAGUCUUGGCUGGCCUUAAUCUAACCCCCCACACUUUCACCAUCAAAACACACACACACUCACACACAUUCACGCACACACACACAAAUACACACGUGUGUGUAUGCGUGCGUGCUUGUGUGUGUGUGUGUGUGUUGAUGCCGCAGCCCCACUAACCACUAGUCCACAGGCCCCUUCUGUGCAGAGGAUGGGAGAGGAAUGAUGUCCCAGUCCAGUUUACUGAAGCCAGAGGGGGGAGCCAGGGUGGACCAGCAUGCACCACUACCACACUCCAAAUACCACCACCCCCACUGACAAUGCCCAAACGCCCCCUCCCCAAUGCGCCAAUAUGGGACACAGACUACAGACUUGACUUGGCCCAUAGCCACAGUGAAAUGCCCAUGUUGAGCACCCUAACCACCCUAACUUUCAGCCCGCCCUGCCCUGCCCUGUCACAGCUCUGCACUGCCAGCGGAGCCUCAGUUUAACAUUUACACACACACACACACACACACACACACACACACACACACACACACACACACAGCCGAACCCCUCUCUUUAAUCUGUGAUGUGGCUGCGUCAUCGUUGCAUCAUCAUCAUCAUCAUCAUCUUUUUUUUUGCUCUGGUUUUGCACACGUCCAGCGGUUCAUGAAGGACUUUUAUUGUGAAAUCAGCCCCCAUUUUCCCCUCUGUCUUUGUCUCUGUCUUGUGAAAGGAGUAAGGUUUACAGUGCAGUUGAUGGAUCAUCAUCAUCAUCAUCAUCAUCAUCAUCAUCAUUACUGUUAUCAUCGUCAUCAAUGUCCCCCUCCUGGGGAAAAGCUUGCAUUGCACUUGUCUCUCCUCCGCCUCUCCUCUUUUCUCUUCCUCUCCUCUCCUCACGCCAUUCUGAGAUUACCUUCGCUCAGAGCUUAGCUUGUUUACGGUCCAACCACUCCAGUGUCCAAGUAGAUAUAUGCUAUGGUAUGUAAUAUUGAAAUAUAUUUACGCACGCAAGAUAACCACUUUAUUUCACAGCAGAAACAAGGGAUGAAGGAAGGAAGCAGGAGGGAUUCUAUACGAUGGUGGAUUUUAACCUGAGCCAUUCAGCAAAAAUAAGACGUUAAAAGAAUGACUUUCGGGGGUGGCCGUGUUUUUAGGAGGUUGGUUUUAGGAGUGUUGGUAUCCCAUGAUGCAUUGCUACUGUUGGCAGCCGUAACCAUGCAGUGUGUAUAGGGAGUUUAACGGACACGUGCUAUUUUGGACAUUUAGCCCCAUUUAUGAGUUGUCUGCAAUGCAAUAGAGUGGUCCUCACUCCUCAACAAUUUUUUGAUGUUUGCUGCUGUCUCCGCUACUUCGGAUAUUGUCCCAACCGACUUUAGAAUGGCCAACCAUGUCCAUAUCUGUUCUGAAAACCACCCUACUGGCACUGGUAUGCCAUAUCCAUUUUUGUAGCAAAACAUGGAUUCGGUGGUGUUUUAUUUAGCAUUUUGUAAAUGCAGAUUUCACAAAACUUGCAAAAUGAAAAAGUCACAUUUCACUUUCAAACUUGUUUGGGAAUACCAGUGAACACCCCUAAACACUUGAGAGGCAUACUACAAAAAAUGUGUGGGAUAGUUUUAAGAACGGAUAUGGACAUUCCAAUAGAAGGCCAUCCUAAUGUCAGUUGAGACAAAAUCCAAAUUAGCCAAAUAACAGAGAAGGCGGCAAGCAUAAAUGGUGAGUACCACUCUACGAUUCAGGAAAGGGGCUAAACGCUCAAAAUAGUGCACUCGCCCUUUAACAUAGCUCUAGAACACUAGAUGUCACGUCCAUCACCCCUUGUCUAUUGGCAUGAAGGUCUCCAUUUUCUCACCGUCAUCUUAGCUUGACUGGUGACGAGAAGGCGAUACUGAAAUUAUCCUGUAGGUGGCGGCAAAACAGCAUGUUUGCUGAUGGUAUGAAAAGCAAGAUGGCAAACGCCUGGAGGCUUGCCACGGCAAAAGCCUGAACGCGGCAUCUAGCAUUCUAUAUCUAUGGAGCUUAAGGGGUCAGGUUAAUGGGUUAGAGAUGAACUUGUCCAAUAGUAUUUUUAUAAGGUCUGUGUUUUAUUGAAGUUUGGCCGUCUCAAUGACAAUACAUUCAUCCUGGUGACACAUUUCAUUUCAGAAGCCUGCACAGUGUGGGCAGUAGCAGCAGGGUCUUAGCAGUAGCUGUGUUGCGAGUGUGUGGUAGCCUUGUGUGUGCAGGGGGGGAACUGAGACUCGUGUUUGUUCUUAGCAUCGUGGGAACUCACAGCAGAGAUUUGAGCAGGGGAGGGAAUGAAGUCACUGUUUGCAGAUUGUGUGUAUGUUUGCAUUUCUCAGGCAACAGGCAACGUUUGUUCAGUCCUGUCCUGAUAGUGUGAGGGUAAGUGGGAGAGACAAGGCUUUCACUUCUGGAGUCAGCAUGUUGAGUCUUCCAAGCACGCCAGUUACUUUCAGCCUCAAGGCCUGUGUGUGUGUGUGUGUGUGUGUGUGUGUGUGUGUGUGUGUGUGUGCGCGUGUGCGUGCGUGUGUGCCCACUUGCAGUGUUCCCCCUGAGCCAGGAGGUGUAGCCAUUGGUGACAUUUAGUCAAGCCAUCGUUUUAUUCUUUUUCUCUCCUCUUCCUUGGCUGGGCUCUCUCAGUAUGCCAGAGCAGUACCACAUGUACCAUAGCCCCCACACCACUCCUCCUCCUCCUCCUCCCAUCUUUCCUCUCGUUUAACAGUGCAACCACCAGAACCCUAGCUAGAUACCCCAUCUCCUGACACACACACACACACACACACCAUAUACAAACAUGAGCAGUUGACAUUACAGUGUAAAAUAAGGUUUUACUGCUGUUUUUUUUUUUUGAAUUGUAGAUUUUUGUUCUAAUAACGGCUUUGUAUAUAAUACUCAGAGUUGUAUGUAACCUUUAUGGUAGUAAUUUAUUUAACUUUUUUGUCUUCUUAAAAAAACAACAACAAAAGUUUUGUUUUUUUCUCAAGCACCUCUCUUUCUUGAGUUAGAGAAGUCAAAAAUAUGUGCCAUUCGUUUUUUUUCUCUCUGUAUUAACGUGACUAAUGCUUCUGUUUUUGAGAAUACUUUACAUACUGCUACUGGGUUAUAAAAGAAGAACCCUUGUGUUGUUCAAAGGAAGUUUAAAAUGGUUGUCCUUACUCCCGUGUGUGUGUGUGUGUGUGCGUGCGUGUGUGUGUGUGUGUGAGAGAGACAGAGAGAAAAUGCACCUGACAUUUUGUUGCAACCACAGUAAUUCUUGUUUUGUUUUGAUUUUUUGUUGUUACCAAUAGUUCCACAGUGGGGAGGGGAAACAAUCACCACACACACACACACACACACACCCACACACACAAAGUUCUAGCCUAAUGUCAUUGAAUGUCAUCGUCACACUCAGUAGUGCACAAUCCACAUUUUUUUCAUUCAGAACAAAACAGCAACUAGAACAUUUUUUAUUUAUUUUCUUUUCAUACUUCUAAUUUUGUUUUGUUGUUUUUUCGUUCCCUUUUUCUCUUCUUUUUGAGGAAAUAGCAUUUUUUUCUUCUGAGCCGGGUUCUUUUUUUGUCAAUCAUGUAAAAUAUUUUUUAGGAUUAAAAAAGAAAAACACGGUGAGUUAUAAUUUGUCACUGGGCCUUGG
Messenger RNA from Engraulis encrasicolus (European anchovy), 10036 nucleotides. RefSeq names its product SET binding factor 1 (gene sbf1). The record is from RefSeq and is a predicted model, not a curated record. Gene Ontology annotation, molecular function: guanyl-nucleotide exchange factor activity. The transcript has 44 exons. NCBI's taxonomy places the organism in Eukaryota, Metazoa, Chordata, Actinopteri, Clupeiformes, Engraulidae. Bases 145 to 6024 code for a protein of 1959 amino acids. Gene Ontology annotation, cellular component: cytoplasm; membrane.